This is a messenger RNA of Cuscuta europaea, 1287 nucleotides long. NCBI's taxonomy places the organism in Eukaryota, Viridiplantae, Streptophyta, Magnoliopsida, Solanales, Convolvulaceae. The record is from the annotation of a GenBank genome assembly.
GGGCACGCAUAAAUUCACCAAAUAAACGGAUAUGCAGAGAAGUAUGAAACUUCAUGGAUACACCAUAGAAGGAGCUGGCAAGAUGCCUCCUCCGAUGGGUAAAGACUAAAGAGCAUAAAAAACAAGGGAACCUUCCUUUCAUCUUCUUCUUCCCUGAAGCCCCAGAAUAGUAUUCCCUUUUCCCACUCAAAAAACAAUCACUUUCCUCUCCACCUUCGUCUUUAUUCUCCAAUCACAAGACCCAAUUUCUCUAUAUAAUGAAAUCCUCUCCUUUUCUCUGAUACCCAAUUCAACAACACAUCUAAUUCAUUGGUAUAUCAUUCAUAUCUGUUUCUCCGCCCGGUAAACCUACAACUUAAAGAACCAUCAGAGAUGGAUUCGGGCUAUCUGAAUCGGGCGAUUUCAAUCAAGAAGACAAAGUUACCUUUUGCCUCUGCUCCGCUUCUCAUGCCCAUCAAUGGCUUCAUAGGUCCGGUCAUCGUUCUGUACAUAAUAAUCUUUGAAUGGGUCAGAAAUACUAUCAGCAGCCUACUAUUAACUUCAUCUCCGCCGCAAGACUCAAAGCCGGCGGAGUCACCGGCGUAUUCGAAGGUCCCGUGCAGCAUCAAUUCCAUGGCCAGAGAAGAAAUGGAGACGGUACUGGAAAGACUUGGGCUUUUCGGCCUCCCUGGUGAAAGAGAGAAACUUCAGGAGAGGUUUUGCUCAAAAGAAUUUUCUGAGAUUCUUGGUGAGGAGGCGGCGGAGGAGGAGGAAGGAGAUGGGUUUUAUGUGGAUGAUGAUGAGGUGCAGGCUGCAUUUGAUGUUUUUGACGAAAACAGAGAUGGGUUUAUCGACGAAAAGGAGUUGCAGAGAGUUCUGUGUGCGCUGGGCAUGGAUGCGAUCAAAGAAAUGUAUGAUCAAGAAGGAGAAGGUUUGGAGUUGGAGAAUUGCAGGAGUAUGAUCAAGAAAUUCGAUGAAAAUGGAGAUGGGAGGAUCGAUCUAAACGAAUUCUCUAAGCUCAUUUUUAAUUAAUUAGAUCGUGAGACAGACUAGUUUCUCAUAUCAUUAGGAAGUAUUCUUGAUUUCUUUAAUUUCUCAGUUUCUAAUUUAUAUAACAAAUUUUUAGCACUUGUUGAUUUUUUUUAACCUUUCAACAACUUUUUAUAUCAUUUAUAGAUAUGUGCCUUUUUUUAUCAUCUAGAUAUGUGCCUUUGUAAUUAUAUGUAAUAAUUAUAAUAUGACUAAAAUAAAAAAAAUGAAUAAAAAUGUGACCAAUACAAAGUGACUAUAUUAACAACCUGAUCAUAA